GAAUAUACUCCUAAUAUGUUAUGAAUACGAGUGUAUUAAUCAAUAAGACGUCGGAAAGUAUAGUGAAUUUGACGACACAGUCGUCGGUGUCGUCGACCGCCAGGUCUUCGGUGGUCGAGACAAUGGCCGCCAAUUUGCCCAAAUUGGCCGAUAAUAUCACAGCCCUUGUGGAACAUCCGGGAAUAUUUCUUCAGUCCACGUCCGCUAAAGUCAUUUCCGGCGCUUUCGUAUGGAUCGCACUCAUCAUCACUUGUCAUCAGAUCUACCAACACUUGCGCUUCUACUCCAUGCCAUCGGAGCAGAGAUGGAUUGUUAGGAUUCUGUUUAUUGUCCCGAUCUAUGCGCUCGACUCAUGGCUUAGUCUUAUGUUCUUUAGAGAUAAUUAUUAUGUCUAUUUUGAAAGCGUUAAGGAUUGGUAUGAAGCGUUUGUUAUCUACAACUUCUUGAGUUUAUGUUAUGAGUAUUUGGGAGGAGAAGGGAAUAUAAUGACCGAAAUCCGCGGUAAGCCGAUCCGCUCGAGCUGGUGGUACGGCACCUGUUGUCUGUCCGGUCGCACGUAUUCCAUCGGUUUCCUCCGCUUCUGCAAACAGGCGACACUUCAGUUCUGUGCCGUCAAACCCAUGAUGUCUAUCAUUACGCUUGUAUUGCAAGCGUUUGGAAAGUAUAAGGACGGCGACUGGAGCGCCGAUUCUGGCUAUCUUUACAUCACAAUGAUAUACAACAUCAGCGUUUCUCUGGCUCUCUAUGGUAUGGUCCUCUUCUAUCACGCGACCAAAGACCUGCUCUCGCCGUACGAUCCCGUCUGGAAGUUCUUCACUGUUAAAUCUGUUAUCUUCUUGUCCUUCUGGCAGGGUGUUAUUCUGGCGGUUAUGGAAAAGGCGGACUUGAUUUCUCCCGUGUUCACAUACGGUGGUGAGAAGGCGAGUGCGGGUACUGUUUCGGCCGGUUAUCAGAAUUUCUUAAUAAGUGUGGAAAUGUUUUUCGCUGCGUUGGCUCUGAGAUAUGCGUUCCCCUAUCAGAUCUACUCGAACGGGUGUCCGACUGACGGAAACGGCCGAUCGGUGACAAUGCAGAGCAUAUCAAGCAGUCUGAAGGAGACGAUGAAUCCGCGGGACAUAAUGAAUGACGCCAUACAUAACUUUCACCCCAAUUACCAACAAUACACACAAUACCAGUCGUCCAACAAAUCGACGAGCGGUACGAAUAAACCUGUGGGCGAAACGGGAGCACUGAAUAAGUCGCAGCCCGUGAAUGAGCCUCAGAGCGGCUACAAUAGUGUGGCGAUUGAUGUGAACGCCAUGAAUGGUGUGGUGAAUAUGGCGUCCACUAUAGAAGCGGAAGACGCGGCCAAAAGUGGCAAAAAGUCGACUCAACAACAGGGAAGACAAAUCCAAACGAUUAGUCAGAAUUAUAGCGAAAAAACUACAUUAUUGUCGUCUGACGACGAAUUCCAAUGAAUUAUUACAUUUACAAACCGUUUGACGACUUUCUUCUGUCUUUUCAGCAUUUUAUGAGAUAUUUAUUUGAAACCCAUUUGUGAGAAGUCAUGAAAGUUGUGGAGAAAUUUACGAAUAAUUAUUACAAUUUAUUUAUUGAUUACAAAACUGUUUACUUCUACAACACAAAGAGAAGCUGAGCUAACAUUUGAAGUAAAUUUUCAUUUGAGAUCUGUUUUAUUGUUUCAAAGUUGAGCUGAAAUUUGAUUUAAUAGACAGUUAUUAUUAUAUUAAUUGUAAAUUACUUUGAAUUUUUAAAUGUAGUUUUUGUGCAAUUUGUGAAUAUAUUUAAAAAGGAUUAAAUGAAUUAAUGGCUGAAAUUCAAAGUUUGUGCCCAACAGUGUUGUGGCAAAGAGUUGUCAAAUAAAUUAACGAAUAAAUCACUUAUAGAAUAACAAAAUGACAAUUUUAUUUAAAGCUAGAAAAUGGUCACAAUUUGACAACUCUUUGCUACAAUAAUUACAUCAUUCAAACUAUUGUCAAAUACCAAAGACUUAUAAAUACAUAACAGUAAAUGUAUAUUUAUUUAAAACCUAUAUUUAAAACCAGUGA
Messenger RNA from Medioppia subpectinata, 2048 nucleotides. The record is from the annotation of a GenBank genome assembly. Lineage: Eukaryota; Metazoa; Arthropoda; Arachnida; Sarcoptiformes; Oppiidae.